AUGGCAAAAUCUUCUGGUGACAUUAAGAUUCAAAAGGUAGGUAUGGUGGGUCUUGGUCUCAUGGGUCAUGGUAUUGCACAGACCGCUGCUACUGCAGGCUUUGACGUUGUGGCGUUAGAUGCCAACUCAACGGGAUUGGAAAGUGGCAUGAAACGCAUUGAAACCUCGUUGAACAAGUUAUUAGGUCGUAGUAUAAAGAAGGGAACCAUGAAUCAGCAGCAGGCGGACGAAAAGGCCACUGCUACGCUGGCUCGGAUCACACCCACGACAAAAUUAGAUGACCUUGUGGACUGUGACCUCGUGAUUGAGGCGAUUGUAGAGAAUGUCGAAGUCAAGAAGGCGUUUUAUGCUAACCUUGGCAAGGUGGUCAAGCCUUCAGCCAUCUUGGCAUCCAACACAUCGUCGCUAGCCAUCUCGGACUUUGCUGGAUCCUCGGGACGCGCAUCGCAGGUCGUUGGCCUGCACUUUUUCAACCCCGUGCAACUUAUGAAGCUUGUGGAAGUCGUCCGCACGGACGCGACGGAUCCCGAAGUUUAUCAAGCUUGCACACAAUGGGUACAGGACAUUGCCCAAGCUAUUGCCCUCUACGAGCGAGGAGAUGCCACUAAGGAGGAUAUUGAUGUAAGCAUGCAGCUUGGUGCUGGCCAUCCGAUGGGACCGAUCACACUGGCGGACUAUGUCGGCUUGGAUACGACGCUGUUCAUACUGGAAGGAUGGGUGCGCGACCACCCAAACGAGCCUGCUUUCUUCGUGCCAAAUAUUGUCCGCAUGAAGGUGACAGAGGGCAAACUUGGCCGCAAGACUGGAGAUGGGUUCUACAAAUGGGACGGUGACAAGCGUUUGUAA
Messenger RNA from Peronospora belbahrii, 846 nucleotides. NCBI's taxonomy places the organism in Eukaryota, Oomycota, Peronosporomycetes, Peronosporales, Peronosporaceae. The record is from the annotation of a GenBank genome assembly.